CCCUUUCAUUCUUUUUUCAUCAUCUGCUGCACCUGAUUUUAAAUCAUGGCUGCAAAACUUGAAGGUGGAGCUUAUCUCUCUUCUUUUGUUUAUGCUAUUUCAAAGAAGCUGUCUUCAAUACUUGAAGAUGACUCUAUCCUCGAAGAUGACUACUCUACUCAGAAGUUGCUUGAAAAGUUGGAUGAUUAUCUGUAUGAUGUUGAACCUGUGCUUGAUGAUGCUGAGCUGAAGCAGUUCGGUAACGAUAGAGUGAAGAAGUGGCUUGUUGAUCUCCAAGAUGCUCUCUAUGUGGCUGAUGACUUUCUGGAUGAACUCUCCACUAAAACUGCCACUGCUACUCCAAGGGAUCCAGGUAACUCUUAUGACUGGUCUCACUCUGUUGAUUCAAUUAUUGAAGAUAGUGGUGUCAAUGUCAUUGAAAAUAUAGUUGGCACACUAGAGUCUCUUGUUGAACGAAAAGAUAAGCUUGGUCUGGACAAGAGUGUCAAGUUGGACACAUCAUGGAGAAUUCCAUCCACAUCUCUCGUUGUUAGUUCUGACAUAUUUGGUCGGGACGAAGACACGAAGAACAUAAUCAAAUUGCUGUUAGAUGAUACCUGUGAUGCUGAAUCACUUGUGACUGUGAUUCCCAUUGUAGGUAUGGGUGGGAUAGGAAAAACUACUUUGGCUCAAUUGGUUUACAAUGAUGCCAAAGUCAUGGAAAAAUUUGACACUAGAGCAUGGGUGUGUGUUGCUGAAAAUCCUGACCCUGUCCAUGUUACAAGGACAAUAAUAGGGGCAAUAGAUUCUUCUCUCCGUGACCAGGAUAAUUUUGAUUUACUUCAGACUAAUCUGAAGGAAAAAUUGACAGGAAAGACCUUUUUGGUUGUUUUAGAUGAUGUCUGGCAUGAUCAACGAGACAUGUGGGAAGAUUUCCUAAAACCUUUUCGCUAUGGGAAUAAUGGGAGUAAGAUUCUCCUAACAACCCGUAACGAAAACGUUGCUUCUGUGUUCGCACCUAUCAAUCUACAUUAUGGACUAAGUUUACUGUCAAAUGAAGAUUGUUGGUCGGUGUUUUUGAAGCAUUCAACUAUUUCUACUAAUUCUAAACAAUAUACAACUCUAGAAAUAAUUGGUAGAAAAAUUGUUGAAAAGUGUAAAGGAUUACCUUUGGCAGUGAAGACACUUGGAGGUUUAUUGCGCAACAAGCAUAAUGAAGGGGAUUGGGAGAAUGUACUUAAAAGUAAAAUUUGGGAACUCUCCAACAGUAAAAUUGUUCCUGCAUUAAGAGUCAGUUAUCAUUACCUCCCUUCAUAUUUAAAGCGAUGUUUUGUUUAUUGCUCUCUAUAUCCCGAGGAUUAUGAAUUUGACAAAGACGAAUUAAUCCUGUUAUGGAUGGCUGAAAAUCUUUUACAACCAAAUGAAAACAACACAUUAAAAAAUACUGGUUGUGCAUAUUUUGAUGAAUUAGUUGCAAGGUCAUUUUUUCAACCAUCUAGUAGUGAGAGAGGGUUAUAUGUAAUGCAUGAUCUCAUGCAUGAUCUAGCAACGUUCUUUGCUGGGAAAUUCUAUUUCAAACUCGAGGGAUCUGAGAAUCUACACGGGGUAGAUAGCAAAAUUCGUCAUUUGUCCUUUUCUUCAUCCACGUCAUUUGGAGAGGCCUGUAAGAGAGCAGUACACUUGAGAACAGCUUUAGAUUUUUCUUGGUAUCGUCAAUCAAUUGAUGUUGAAGGCAAACCCUGGCUGUUACAACAACAAUUGAGAGUUUUGUCAUUUCCUAUAUAUUCAUUGCCUGAAUCAAUAGGUGAAAUGAUUUAUUUGCGUUAUUUAAAUCUGUCUAAAGCAUGGAUUGUGACAUUGCCAGAGUCAAUAUGUAAAUUAUACAAUCUCCAAACUUUGAAGUUGAGAGAUUGUAGACAUCUAGAGAUGCUUCCCAGCCGCAUGCAAGAUCUUGUGAACCUACAACACCUUGAUAUUCGAGGUGUUUCUCUUCUGAAAGAGAUGCCGAAGAAAAUGAGCAAGCUAAAGCAUCUAAACUUCUUAAGUAAUUAUAUCAUCGGCGAGCAUGAAGAGAAUGGAAUAAGAGAAUUGGGAACACUGGACAAUCUUCAUGGUUCAUUACACAUUCUCAACUUGGAGAAGGUCAAGAAUAGUGAUGAAGCUUUGGAGGCAAAGAUGGGUAACAAGAAGCACCUCAACACUUUGAAAUUGCAAUGGCUUCCAUUAGGUUACAUUUACACCGAUCAUGUCAAAAUACUUGAAGAGUUACAACCUCAUGAAAACUUGAAAGAAAUAUCAAUUAAGGGUUAUCGGGGUGAAACAUUCCCAGAUUGGUUAAGCCUUUCUCGCUACUGCAAUAUGACCAAAUUGAGUCUGAAUGAUUGUGAGAAUUGUUGUGAGCUUCCUUCGCUGGGACAGUUACCCUCUUUACAGCAUCUGAAGUUUUCUCAACUUCAUGGGGUGGAGAAAAUUGAUUUGGCGUUUUACAACAAUAGUGGAUCGUUUGAGCAGGAGACACCUUUCAAAUCUCUUAAAACUCUAGAAAUUUGGCACAUGAAGCAUUGGCGGGAGUGGAAUUUUCCUGAUGAGUUUGAUGGUUUUCCAAAACUUAGAAAGCUUUCAGUGAGAGACUGUUGGAAGUUAAGAGGAAGUCUGCCUGCUCACCUUCCGGCUCUGGAGGAACUUUGCAUUUUUAAUUGUUCAGGGCUUGUAUGUUCGCUGCCGAGGGCUCCCAAGAUUCAACAAUUACAAGUUUACAGUAAUCCGGUACUAUCAGUAUCGCGCACGUUAGAAAUUUCAGAAACCCAGCUGGCGCAACCCCUGUUGGAGUGGGUCCCCCACCUGCAAUCGCUACGUGCGGAAUGUCUGGAAAUCUUUAGAUGUCAGUCGCUGAAAUCAAUUUCAGCAGAUUAUUUGCCGGCUUCACUAACGGAGAUACGUGUACGGGAGUGUGAUUCACUGUCGUCGGUUCAAUUGGGGCCCCUUCCAAAUAUCAAGAAAUUGACAAUUGCUCACUGCCCAAGCAUGGAAUGUGUUGACUUGCCACAGGCUCUUCCAGGUCUCCGUUAUCUACUGAUCUCAGGGUGCCCCAGUCUAGUAUCCUUGCCGGCACUAGGGUUGGCUGCGCCCCACCUGGAGGAGCUGCAUCUAUGGGAUUGCCCAGAAAUCGAUUGUUUUGCUGACAAGUGCCUCCCGGCGAGUUUGAAAACUCUUCAAGUCGUGCAAUGCGAGAAACUAGCGAGGUGGAUGACAUCAAAGGGUUUGCAGAGUCAACGCCUUACCCGUCUUGAUAUUCGUGAAUGGUUUGAUGUAAAGUCGUUCCCAAGUGAGGGUUGCCUCCCUGCUUCUCUUGAGUAUUUAGAAUUGUGGGAAUUUCCAGAUCUGGAGACGCUUGAUUGCAAGGGGCUUCACCAUCUUGUCCGCCUCAAACAUUUAGAAAUUGGUGACUGUGAAAAGCUUGCCAAUAUCACCCAAGAAUGUUUACUUCCCUCCAUAGCAAAUAUCCGCAUGGGGACAAAAUGUCCUUUGAGUCGUAAGCUGAAAGAGAUGGAAGACCUACGGAAUCGUUUUGAUACUUUCGACGACUACUUGGGCCAUGAAUAUGAUUCCAAUCUCGAGUGAUUCUGAUUUUACACCAAUGAAUGUGCAAUGAGAGCGGUCACAGGCUACAGUUGGGGAAGAUUGAAGAGUCAACAUUAACACAUGGCUGAGGCAACGUGAGAAUUUGGGUGCACUGAGGUUUAUGAAUGGAGCAACUUAAAGAAUUUGCUUCUGCUGCAAAGAAAGCAAAUAAUCAAGGUAUUGCGCUUCCUUGAGACCUUGAAAGCAGUAUGAUUUCUUCCCUGAAACUGUUGAAUCUAUGAUGGGCACUGCCAGCAUGUGUAACACAUAAAAGCUGGUAGCAUAUUCUGUGGCUUUUCAUCAAUAAAAAUCCUCUGCCAGUGAACACCAACAAAUGAAGGAAAACUUCUUGAAUCCUCAAGGAGGAAGAGCUUUUUUUUUCAUGUAAAUCUUGAACCAUUCAAGUGAUUCUGGGAUAUUUAAAAAGUAAUGCGGUCUGCACGAAUAAAAGGCAAAGGUGAUAUCUGGGGGCAUAAAUUUCUUCCUGAUAGGAGAUGGAAUUGAUGUUCCAACAUCUUCAAGAGGUAUCUUGUUUCAUUCUCUCCAAAAAUUAUUACAUGUUUUCCAAAUGUAUAUAUAUUCAGGUACCUAAGCUUAUAUUCAACCAGAGUAACUUGAAUUGAUCAUCCAUAUAUACGUGCUAUGUCUCUUCUCAUUCUGCUGUUUCAAUGGAAGCCGAAAAACAAACUUCUGUGUCUGAGGUUUCGCUUUUGCUUCGUGUAAGUAAAAGUCAUUGAAAUGCUCAUUGUGUAGCUGAUUUGGUGGAGAGGGUCAGUGAAUAGAGUUCAUUUUUAUUAGAUCUUUUUCAAAUUUGUCCCGCUAUCAAUGUCUGCCUUGAAUUUGAUAACUAAUUGAAAUCCAGUCCAAAUUUUACAUUGUAUUAUCCUUUUUAUAAUGUUACCUGUUUUUAGACCCAUUUUCUUAUGUUUAGAUGAGAAGAUGAUUGUAUCUACCAUGAGACAGUUAACCUUUGAAGGCUGAGGUUUCUUGUAGCAGAGUACUUUGGAUAGGUCUAUGAGUGUUUGGAUUUUUUUCUCUCUCUCCUUACUAUUUAUUAUG
This is a messenger RNA of Arachis duranensis, 4659 nucleotides long. Its product is annotated as putative disease resistance protein At3g14460. The coding region runs from base 46 to 3600 and encodes 1184 amino acids. The record is from RefSeq and is a predicted model, not a curated record. Gene Ontology annotation, biological process: defense response to other organism. NCBI's taxonomy places the organism in Eukaryota, Viridiplantae, Streptophyta, Magnoliopsida, Fabales, Fabaceae. The transcript is spliced from 6 exons. Gene Ontology annotation, molecular function: ADP binding.